CUUCUUCUGCCUCGUGGCAUUGGCGUUCUCCAUAGCCAAGUCUCCCUGCAUUUAGAACCAGAGCGCCGACAUCAUGUCGGAUCACUCGACAGGUCCCUUUGGGAGCUCCGGAGCCCAUCCAUACCAGCUCCCACCUCCACGUACGUCCGCACCCUUACAGAUCGGGACGGACCCCUUCCUGCGUCAGCGCAAUCCAACAGAGAACCGCGAACCCGGCGAGAUAGCCUCGGGGCGGUCGAGUCUUUCUGGGCCACAGCUGGGGCCGAAGGAGCAACUGCCUCCUGUGAGUCAGUUACUGACGCCCAGUGCGCAUUCGAGCCGGCCAUCGUCUCCAUAUCACGCCCACAGAUUCGGGGUUUAUACCCCUCCCACUGGUAGCACAGAAUCACCAAUCCCUCGCCAUCAUAACGAACACAUACCGCGAUCUAGCAUUCACGAGAGCUCUCGGGCUUAUCCUGAGGCGGUCGCAUCGCAGAGUCGAAGCCUGCCGCCGUUGUCUCACAUUUCUACCAACACUGGAUUCGGACGCGAAGGCUCUAUACACACAGCGUCUACUAGUUCGUCCGGACACCCAAUUCACGCAACUCCUUUCUCAUAUCCUGGCUUCAAACCCCAGGAUAAGGAAUAUGGCGGGGAUUAUUCCCCAUCAGAAACCACAUCUGACAUGGCCUCGGCUAAUCGAUCCUCAGAUAGCAAUGUACGGCCUCACGUGGUGGAUGAGAGAUACAUCGACGGAGAAGGAUUGUGUUAUAUCUAUGCGGAUGGGUCGCACUGCCCGAAGCUUAUUGACGGCGUUCCAGUGAAUGCAAACUGGGGGAUCACAAAAGCCGGCAAGCCGAGGAAGAGACUGGCACAGGCUUGUCUGACUUGUAGGGAGAAGAAAAUCAAAUGCCAGCCAAACCUCCCCAAAUGCGACCAAUGCCAGAAGUCUGGGAGAAACUGCAGGUUCGAGAGCGCACCUCGUGGCCAUCGAGCAGCACUCAAAACGGCGCACCUCAUGGGCAAAUACGAUUCACAGGAGAGCUACUCUGCAGGCGGUUACACUCAUGGCGCCUCACCUCAGCCCUCAUACUCGACGAUGCGGGCAUCCGAGAGCUCAGUAUCCCUCCCAGGCACGAACUCGCUAUCCCCCAAGUCCGAAGCAUCCAUAAUCACCCCGUCAGCCGUUGACACAACUCAAGACGUGAUGGACUACGAGCCACAGUUUCGACCGAAAGCGUACAGUUUUGGCCGAGCAUCCUCGGGAGCGGAAGUCAUAGCCAAUACCACAGUCAGCGUGUCUUCAUUUGUGUCUCCAGAUUAUGCCGAAGUGUUGACAGAGAUGAAGGACAUGGACCCUCAAGAUCCACUUGCGAGCGACUGGAAUACAGACCCUUACGAGGCCGAUCCGGAACUUACUGUGCACUACAUCGAAAGCUAUUUCACCUACGUGAACGACCGGCUGUACUACAUCUUUCCACGAAAACGAUUUCUGCUGUGGCUAAGGGCGAGCCAUACCAAAUCCUUGGAAGACAACAUGCUUCUCUACGCGAUGAUGGCAUUAGGAUCGGUAUUCUCCGAUCGUCCCGACAGGAUGCUGGCGAUGAGGAAGUACGCACGCAUAGCUCGAUACGCAGUGGAGCAUGGCAGACACAAUUUGUCUUUGCAGCUUGCCCAAAGCCACAUCAUCCUCAGCCUUUGGUACUACGCCAUAGGAGCCCUGGUGCAAUCGUGGGACGCUGCUGGUGCGGCCGUCCGUACAGUAUGUGGACUUCGUUAUAAUGUCGAAGCAGGGGGAGUCAUUGUGGAUCAAAACCAGGCCUGUGAGUAUGGACUGCAUCCACAGGCUUUGAUUGAGUGUCGCAGGCGAACAUUCUGGGUUGCCUUCAUCAAGGACCGUACAACCUGCGUUUAUGCCCCGUCACCCGUCACCAUCUCCUCCCAGUCCGCUUACCUCCGACUUCCUUGCCGCGAAGAAGUUUUUGAAGCACAAGAAUAUACCACCGUACCUUACUUUCAGAGUUUCUUGAACCAGAAUCCUUCUUCCAACAACGACAUUUCCAGUGCGAGCGCCAUGGCACUUUUGAUUGAGAUCAUGUCGUUGUGGGGAGAAGUAUCGGACCAUGUCUUCCGGUUGUCGUUGAUCCCGACGGAAGUAUAUGGCGAACACUUUGAGCAAUUCUACUCGACAGUGGCUCGGCGCGCUGAGGAAUGGAUUGCAAGGCUUCCGGACCAUCUUACGUUCACAGCCGUGAACUUGGAACGGAGCAUCCGUGCCAAGAAAGCAGACGCAUUCUUGUCAAUCCAUCUGGUCUAUCAUGCUACGUUGAUGAAGCUGAACCGACAUGGCCGUCACCAGAGCAUUCGCGCGGAGGUGGUUAGCCAGCAUAUCCACGCCGCGAGAACCCAUGCGGCUGAUAUCCUUCGUAUGACCAAAGCACUGGUUCAGUACGCAACGGAGUACGAACCGACCCGGAUUCUCAUGGAGCCAAGUUCGGCCAAGGGAGCGAUCUUGAAUCCUUUUCUGGGCUAUGUGAUUCUGUCCGCGAUCGAUAUUAUCAGUGCAGCAGGCCGGUUGGUCGAGCUGCGCGAAUGUCUUGCGCUCAUCCAGGGUGGUCUUGAGGCAGUCAAAGAGCUGGCUCGGUUCUGGGGCAGUGCCCUGGCGCUAGCUACCUUGAUCCAAGAGCGGCUUGAUACCUUGAGCGCAUGUCUGGCGAGCCCAACGCAAACCGAGGGUAAAGUGGCGUUCCUGAGCAAUAGCGCGUCUCUGGAUAGCAAGGCCCGCAAUGUGCUGCAAAAGCAUGCCGAGCCAUCGACGGACGAGGAUCUUAUGUAUGGAGCAUUGCCAUAUGAGGGAUUGCUCAGUGCUCUAGGCGCUGGCAAUGGCCCUUUUCCGGCCGAAACCAUCCUUUGGGUUGGCGACACCAAAAGCUGAUACUGUUUUCGGGAGGAUCAUUGACUUUGAAUUUGGAGGCAUGUAAUAACAAAGCACGGCCAUUUUGUUGUUUUUGAUUUGACACAUCAUAUACCCGGGAGGCUUGUUUUGACUUGGUUCUGGAGUGGGUUUGUGACCACGCCAGUGAAUGAUUGUACAUACAUACUGUGGGGAGACGAGC
Messenger RNA from Aspergillus brunneoviolaceus CBS 621.78, 3095 nucleotides. RefSeq names its product Zn(II)2Cys6 transcription factor. The record is from RefSeq and is a predicted model, not a curated record. Gene Ontology annotation, biological process: regulation of DNA-templated transcription; DNA-templated transcription. Gene Ontology annotation, cellular component: nucleus. The coding region runs from base 74 to 2914 and encodes 946 amino acids. Gene Ontology annotation, molecular function: zinc ion binding; DNA-binding transcription factor activity, RNA polymerase II-specific; DNA binding. NCBI's taxonomy places the organism in Eukaryota, Fungi, Ascomycota, Eurotiomycetes, Eurotiales, Aspergillaceae. The transcript has 4 exons.